UUGCACAAGUGCAACCAGUCAUAAACCUGAGUAGGUUGAAAGAGAUAAAAUACAGAGUAAGAGCUAAAAACAGUAUCUUGGAUUUGAUUUAGAAGAGUGAUACACUUGAAAGUAAAGUUAGAAAGAGUGUUAUUGAGAUAAAAAGAGAGAAAUUUGAGUGAAGCAAUUAGCAUUUAUAAAUUUGACUUGGGAUAUAAUCUGAUCAAGGGAAAAACCUUGCUUGAUUACAAUUUAAAUUGUAUGCGCAAAUAUAAAGAGUAGCUGAUAGGCAGUGAUUACUUUUACCCUCCCCCCCAAAGAAAAACUUCAAUUGCAAAGAAGCAAAUAUAAAUUUGGUCCAAAUUUUGCAAAUACAAGUGAGCUUUAUUGACAUAAUACAUUUAAAGGUACUUUUGUGUGGGUAGUUAAUUUUAAAGGAAACGUUAAGACCUUGAAAGACAAUUCAUUGUGUGCGUACUUCUCAAAUUUUUAAUUUUUUAUCUGUUGGAAUAAAGAAAUUGAAAAUGGCUGCCACUCAAUUCGGCUCAAUUAUUCAUGAGAUUCUAAACAUGCUUUCCAGUUACACAUCAAUGAUCAAUUCAGAUAUUGGUAAAUGUUGUCAUUGCAUGAAUGACAUCAAUGAAAGUGACACUUAUGUAACAUGUGAAUGUUGCAACAACCAUUUUCAUGUGACUUGUGAGGGAUACUUGAACAAUGACAAACUUGCUGACCAGAAAUUGGUUUGGAUUUGCCCAUGCUGUGGCCAUAGCAACAUUGGUAAUCGAAUAUUUGACAGAGUAUGUAUUCCAUCUCAUUAUAACAGAUAUGAGCCUCUCAUGUCGGCAGAUGUUGAUGAUGACAAUGAGAACAUGGAAAUCUUCAAAGAGACAAGACGAAAAAGGAGAGCAAAGAAGAGCAGGUUUGACUAAGCACUUGAACCCGAAGACGUGUAUUGUUGUGGAAAAGAUGCAGGAUUUGAGACGAUAUAGAGUUCAUGCAGGUGGUAGAAGAGGAAGAGGUCGAAGAAGGAACAUGAAAG
This is a messenger RNA of Lytechinus variegatus (green sea urchin), 1018 nucleotides long. RefSeq lists its product as uncharacterized. Bases 504 to 908 code for a protein of 134 amino acids. NCBI's taxonomy places the organism in Eukaryota, Metazoa, Echinodermata, Echinoidea, Temnopleuroida, Toxopneustidae. The record is from RefSeq and is a predicted model, not a curated record. The transcript is spliced from 2 exons.